Odobenus rosmarus divergens (Pacific walrus) is the source of this 954-nucleotide messenger RNA. It is a transcript of the gene IBSP, whose product is annotated as integrin-binding sialoprotein. The record is from RefSeq and is a predicted model, not a curated record. Bases 1 to 954 code for a protein of 317 amino acids. Gene Ontology annotation, biological process: extracellular matrix organization; ossification; cell adhesion. Gene Ontology annotation, cellular component: extracellular region. The transcript is spliced from 6 exons. NCBI's taxonomy places the organism in Eukaryota, Metazoa, Chordata, Mammalia, Carnivora, Odobenidae.
AUGAAGACUGCUUUAAUUUUGCUCAGCAUUUUGGGAAUGACCUGUGCUUUCUCAAUGAAAAAUACGCAUCGAAGAGCCAAAUUAGAGGAUUCUGAAGAAAAUGGGGUCUUUAAGUACCGGCCACGAUAUUCUCUUUACAAGCAUGCCUACUUUUAUCCUCCUCUAAAACGAUUUCCAGUUCAGAGCAGUAGUGACUCAUCUGAGGAAGAUGGAAAUGGUGACAGCUCAGAAGAGGAGGAAGAAGAGGAGAAUUCAAAUGAAGAAGAAAACAAUGAGGAGAAUGCAAAUUCUGAUGAAAACGAAGAUGAAGAAUCUGAGGCUGAGAACACCACCCUUUCCACCACACCUGGCUAUGGAGAGGAGACCACACCUGGAACAGGGUAUAUAGGUCUAGCUGCAAUGCAACUUCCCAAGAAGGCUGGGGAUAGAGGACACAAGGCUACAAAAGAGGAGGAGAGUGAUGAAGAAGAAGAGGAAGAUGAAGAAAAUGAAGCAGAAGUGGAUGAAAACGGGCAAGGCAUAAAUGGCACCAGCAGCAACAGCACAGAGGCAGAAAAUGGCAAUGGCAGCAGUGACGGAGACAAUGGAGAAGGAGGUGAAGAAGAAAGUGUCACUGAAGCCCACGCAGAAGGAACCACAGUGGCUGGAAAGCAGGACAGUGGUGGCUCGAAGACAACAACCUCUCCAGAUGGUGGGUUUGAACCCACGACUCCACCACCAGAGCUCUACGGGACUACCACCCGACCGUCUGGGGAAGCCACCCCCACCGGGUAUGAGGGAGAGUACGAACAAACAGGCACUAAUGAAUACGACAGUGGGUAUGAAGUCUAUGACAAUGAAAAUGGGGCACUUCGCGGGGAUAAUUACCGAGCCUAUGAGGAUGAGUACAGCUACUACAAAGGGCACAGCUACGACGGCUCCGAGGGUCAAGAUUACUCCGACCGCCGCCAGUGA